Molecule: messenger RNA, 866 nt
Organism: Pseudomassariella vexata
Lineage: Eukaryota; Fungi; Ascomycota; Sordariomycetes; Amphisphaeriales; Pseudomassariaceae
Exons: 2
Coding region: 241-702 (153 amino acids)
Source: RefSeq, a predicted model, not a curated record
GUACUAUGUCACUAUAAGUUUGACCGGAGGUGUAUACUGUUGGGGAUCAGUAUACUCCGCACCACCAAACAUCUGUAUAAGUACGCCCUCAACAGCUCAAGCGCGAGAAAAUCGAUCAACCACACCAGACCUCUCCAAAAAUGCGCAAGGCCAGGCGAAAUCAACAUCAACUCAAUUCGAGUAAGGUGCACAAUCGUUCAAAGUUCUCGGGGCCUGCUCCAGGUGCAACAGUGAGCGAGCAUGUCCUAUCUGGAAGCCACUAGUUCCCAUCACCAUGACCCUCCACCCUCGCCCUGGACUUUUUCCUCUGCUCGGCCUCCACCUUCCUCUUUUCGGCCUUCGCCUUCUUCUCUUCUUCCUUUCUCAUUUUUUCUUUCCAGUCUUUGCCUUCUUCUGCCCUUCCUUCUUCCGUUGCCACUCCUGGGCUUUUUUGUUCUGCCCCAUCAUGUAGAGGCUGGCCAUGUAUCUCCGAAGGGGCAUGAUGAAAGCAUCCAAGACCACACCGUCGCCCAUCUUUCGGACGACCCGGCGUUCCCGGGGGGGUUUCUUGAUGGUCCUCAAAGGGGGCAAGAGGUGUUCUCCGGGAGGGUUCAUGGGGUUGAAGGAGUCAUGGGUCCGUUAGGAGCUCGUUUCCUCCGGAGACUGAGUAUGAGCUGGGCUUUCGUCCUCGGAGACGGUGAUCUCACGGGGAGGUUGGGUUGAGCCGCCUCCUCUGUCUGAAAUAGUUCGUCCCUCGGAGAUGGUGGUCUCAUCUGAUGACUCUCUUCCUUCCGUGACAUUUAUGUCUUUGGGAGUAGUCCUGUCGCUGUCUGUGUCUUCGGUAGUUUCUGGAUCUGCAACAACGGCUUUGUGGAGGUUGCGCAAGG